Callithrix jacchus (white-tufted-ear marmoset) is the source of this 4767-nucleotide messenger RNA. RefSeq names its product family with sequence similarity 170 member B (gene FAM170B). The record is from RefSeq and is a predicted model, not a curated record. Lineage: Eukaryota; Metazoa; Chordata; Mammalia; Primates; Cebidae. Gene Ontology annotation, cellular component: acrosomal vesicle. Gene Ontology annotation, biological process: fertilization.
AUCAUGGGGAGCUCACUGUCCAUUCUGGUUAGGGCCAGCUGGAGGGCUUCAGUACAGCCCCAGCCAACUUUCACUGAACAGCUGGAGCACCAAGACCCUGCACAUUCAUUUCAAAUCAUGAAACACCACUUCAUGGACCACAGGGGAGAACAGUCACCUACCGAUGGGACGACCCUCAGCUUGAUGAGCCCUGAGUCCGCUGAGGAGAGUGUGGAAGUACGCUGGCCAGGGACCAUACAGAAAGAAGACUCACCCCACCCGCUGCCAGAGCCUGCCAUUCCCUGGGAGGAGGGCCUCUACUUCGCUGCCAGGGCCCUGGGGAUGCUGGGCUGGAGCAGCUCCCCAUCUUCACAGUCCUCUGAGUACCAGUUCUACUCCCAGUACCAGUCGUGCUGCUCCUGCAUGUGCAACGAGGACAACACUGCCCCGCAGAGUGUGUGUGCCUUCUACAUGCACGUGCAGACUGUGUGGGGGAUGGUAGUGGCCUGGGAGACCGAGGCCAGCUUCCAGCCCAUCAGCAGGAAGCCCCGCAUCCAUGAAGCCCAGUUCAUCAAGAGGCAGAGGAGGAAAGGCUCCUCCUUCAAGAUGGCUUCCAACACUGACCUACAUUGGGACCUGGAGGCCUGCAAGAGCAACUGCGGCCCUGAGCCUGAGGACACGGAGCUACUGGAGUGUUGCCUGCAGGAGCUGCGGGAGCCCCUGGACUGGCUGGUCACCACGAACUAUUUGUUGCGCUGCCUGGCCUGCUGCUGAGUCUUCCCUUUCCUGGAUGCUCUGCCGGAGCACGUGCAGCAUGGCAUCCAGGAGGGCUUCAGCUGCCAGAUCUUUUAUGAGGAGAUGCUGGAGAGAAGGCGGGCUCAGGGCCAAGCACAUGACCAGCAGUCAGAGGAGGAGCAGAGCCCUUCAGACAACAACAAAUGUUCCUGGCCCCAAGGAGAGGUGCUCCCAGCACAGCAGCAGGAGCAGCAGUGAGCUGGAGGGGAGAUGCCCACCCCUGCCCUCACCUCCAGUGCCUGGGGCUGCUCCUUCCCUAGCCAGCAGUGUCAGAGCCACUCAGUCAGGGAGACAGGAUGAGGGCUGGGGAAAAGGAAUGGCAUGGAGUGCAGAGCAGCGACAGCUGGGAGACUGGAAAGAGCCUGCCUCCUGCCCCAGGCGCAGCAUCUCCACCAGGGUCCAUUUCAAAACCCAAACCCACACAAGAGGACUCUGAGUGUUUCUGAUGGCAGACACAACAUCCGAGACCCACAAAUGCAUGGCCAGAGGGAUUUCUAUUUUUGCCAGUGGAUCAGGCAGGUCCACACUUGCUAAGUAGCUGUGGCUCAUGAGACAGCCAACUGCAAAUGACUCUUUAGCCCUUUGUUUUUCACUGCUACAGAUCUGUCAUAUGCCUUAGUUCUACAUCUUUUAUGUUAUUGGGAUUAGACACAAAAUUGAAUGCAGUGACUAAUUGAAUGAACCAUGCUGUCAGAUUGGUCACAUGGGAAGUUGCCAUUUCCGUAGGUUACAAACUAGCACAGACACCUGGAGACAGGCAGCUUCUCAAGGUAGAGCAGGAGGCUGGGGAUGUCCUUUCAACCUAUGAGUUCAUCUCUGUCAACUAUACAUUUUUAAGUGUUGCCACCAAAUUCAUCUUCACCCUUCUCCCUGUCUCAGGGGGCUGAAUUCAUUCAAGAAAAAUUAAUUGAGGUCCACUGUGUGUUCAACAUGCUGAUGGAAGACAUAUUCCAGCCUCUGAUGCUUCCAGUGAGAGACAGUUAGAAUGGGCAACUGCAAGACAAGGGGAUAAAUCCCAUCAAGAAAGUAUGAAGAUCCUAGAUGAGGGGGCCCAAGCUCAAGCUUUUGAUCUAAGGAAGAACUUUCCAAAAAAGACAAUGUUCCCAGGGGGCUUCAAGGAAAGGUAGACUAAGCUAGACCAGGGUUCAUCAAACAGCACUGUUGACCCUGCAUGCUAAUUAUUUGUUGCCGGGGCUGUCCUAUCUGCUGCAAGAUGUUUACUGGCAUCCCUGGCCUCUACCCAUCAGAUGCCAGCAGCAUCCCCUGCCCCACAGUUGUGACAGCAGCAUCCCCUCUCCCACAGUUGUGACAGUCACAAAUGUCUUCAGACAUUAACAGAUGUUUCCCAGGGACAAAACCACCCUUGGUUGAGAACCUCCCCACUAGACAAGAACAAGACCAUUAGGAGAGGAAACAGACAAGAUACAUUUGGGGAAUUGCUAGCCACCUGAUCUGGCUGGAAUGCUGGGGGUAUUUGUUUAUCCUAUAGUUCAUAAAGAUGUGCCGGGGACUGAAGUGGACAUGGGGAACAAAUGUACAAAGGGGACCAGGCAGGCAUGGAUGCUGCUCUGUAGAGCCUAUGGCCUGAGGGCAUGCAUAUAAAACAAUUAUGAAUGUUCCCAUUUCAUGACCUAAAGGGUCCUGUAUGGCCGGGCCUUUGCUACCUUCUCCAUCACCAUCUCUCAACAUUCUGUGCCUCAUUCACUGUGCUUCAACCACAUGGGCCCCCUUCUUUCCUUAAAGGAUUCAAAUGUUCAUACUUCAGGGCCUUUGCCCUUGUUGUUCCCUCUAAGUACAAUGUACCUUUGUCUGUCUCUCUUCUGGUUGUCCCCUUGCUCAUCUUGGAGGUUGCUGCUUAAAUAUCCCUUUUUCAGAGGGUCCUUUCCCAAUCACCUUUAGCAUAUGCAUCAUUCUAAGUUUGGAUGGUUUUAAGAAGUGACAUGAUUAGAUUUAUGUUUUAAAAAGCUCAUUCCAUGGUGUGUGGGACAUGGAUUGAAAUAGUAGCAAAAGAAGCAAAUGAGAAGUGGAGAGGCCAGUUAGGAGGCUGUUGAGAAAGUCCAGGCCAGGAAUAAUGAUGACUUUGAAAAGGCUGUCCCAAGCCAAGAGGAAGAGUGGUGCCUUCAAGACUUAUUUGGGGAAUAGAAUCCAAAGGCCUUGGAGAAGGAUGCAUGCAGGGGUGGGAGAAAGGGAUUUGUCAUGGUGGAUUCCCAAGUUCCUAGGAGGAACAAAUGCGGGUGGCUGUGCAUUAACUGAUAAGGGGAACUUUGGAGGGUGAUUUCAGUAUAAGUGUGUUUGUGUGUGAGCAUUCAUGUCUGUGUUGGACAUGCAUAUCAGCAUGUGUCUGCCUGUAGACACACCGGCAUAAGUGCUGGGAGGUGGGUGAUAGAGGUCAGUUGAGACAUAGUGAGUUCUAAAUGCUAAUGGCACAUCUGAGCAGCGAUGCUGAAUGGGAAGUUCAUGAUAUUUAGAAGAUAAGUCUAGAUUGGAAAUGUAAAUGAGAAAGUUACCUGCAAAUGAACGGUACCAUACUAAAAAACCACAACGGUGGAUGAAUGACACUAACUAGGGUGCUGGUAGAGUUAGUGUGUGCCCUGUGAAGUAGAAAGGAAGGAAGUGAGGAGCAUUUCUUUUUUUUUUUUUUAAUUUUUUAUUGGAUUUUAGGUUUUGGGGUACAUGAGCAGAGCAUGUAAGAGAGUUGCGUAGGAACACACAUGGCAGUGUGCUUUUCUUUCCUUCUCCCCUUCACCCACAUUUGGCAUUUCUCCCCAGGCUAUCCCUCCCCACCGCCCCCUCCCACUGGCCCUCCCCUUUUCCUCCCAAUAGACCCCAGUGUUUAGUACUCCCCUUUCUGUGUCCAUGUGUUCUCAUUUUUCAUCACCCACCUAUGAGUGAGAAUAUGCGGUGUUUCAUUUUCUGUUCUUGUGUCAGUUUGCUGAGGAUGACGUUCUCCAGAUUCAUCCAUGUCCCUACAAACGACACGAACUCAUCGUUUCUGAUUGCUGCAUAAUAUUCCAUGGUGUAUAUGUGACACAUUUUUCCAAUCCAGUCUAUUAUCAAUGGGCAUUUUGGUUGAUUCCAGGUCUUUGCUAUUGUAAACAGUGCUGCAAUGAAUAUUCGUGUACAUGUGUCCUUAUAGUAGAAUGAUUUAUACUCUUUUGGAUAUAUACCCAGUAAUGGGCUUGCUGGGUCAAAUGGAAUUUCUAUUUCUAAGGCCUUGAGGAAUCGCCACACUGUCUUCCACAAUGGUUGAACUAAUUUACACUCCCACCAACAGUGUAAAAGUGUUCCUUUUUCUCCACAUCCUCUCCAGCAUCUGUUGUCUCCAGAUUUUUUAAUGAUCGUCAUUCUAACUGGCGUGAGAUGGUAUCUCAAUGUGGUUUUGAUUUGCAUCUCUCUGAUGACCAGUGACGAUGAGCAUUUUUUCAUAUGAUUGUUGGCCUCAUAUAUGUCUUCUUUCGUAAAGUGUCUGUUCAUAUCCUUUGCCCACUUUUGAAUGGGCUUGUUUUUUUCCUGUAAAUCCGUUUGAGUUCUUUGUCAAUUCUGGAUAUCAGCCCUUUGUCAGAUGGGUAAACUGCAAAAAUUUUUUCCCAUUCUGUUGGUUGCCAAUCCACUCUAGUGACUGUUUCUUUUGCCGUGCAGAAGCUGUGGAGUUUGAUUAGGUCCCAUUUGUCUAUUUUGGCUUUUGUUGCCAAUGCUUUUGGUGUUUUGGUCAUGAAGUCCUUGCCUACUCCUAUGUCCUGGAUAGUUUUGCCUAGAUUUCCUUCUAGGGUUUUUAUGGUGCCAGGUCUUAUGUUUAAGUCUUUAAUCCAUCUGGAGUUAAUUUUAGUGUAAGGUGUCAGGAAGGGGUCCAGUUUCUGCUUUCUGCACAUGGCUAGCCAGUUUUCCCAACACCAUUUGUUGAACAGGAUAUCCUUUCCCCCUUGCUUGUUUUUGUCAGGUUUAUCAAAGAUUGUAUAGUUGUAGACAUGUUGUGUUGCCUCCGGUGCCUCUGUU